AGGGCGGUUCUGACAGCAGGGCUUCACGUUGGUGGUGUGGAAAUCUCUGGAUGGGACUAUAAAACCUAAAACUCUUUAUUACUAACGCUUUUGUUCAGGGAAGUGAAGCAGAAAGGCUUGGGACCAGCCUUCACCUUUUUCACCACAUGAGCCAGCUUCAACCCUUUCCUUCACUCUUCAAUCCCUAAAACAGUGACUGGGCCAUCCGGAUCCUCAUUGGCUUAACCUUGCCCAGCCUACUGUGUUGUCAACUCUUAACGUAAAUUUUUUGGACAUCUCGGAUCUGCGGCAGUCAUGGAGCCCAUUUACGCUACGGGAGUGGCAGCCAAGCUGCGCAGUCAGUGGGACCGAAAUGAAGGCUUGGGCCAGAACUAUAAUGCUGUCAAGUUUUUGGGGCAGGACUACGAGAUGCUUAGGGCGCAGUGCCUCCAGAGCAGGACCUUGUUUGAGGACUCCUACUUCCCUGCCACUGCCUCUUCUCUGGGCUUUAAUGAGCUCGGACCCCGCUCCUCCAAAACGAGUGGUGUACGCUGGAUGAGGCCACCGGAGAUCUGCUCUCGUCCCCAGUUCAUCACGCAAGGAGCCACACGCACAGAUAUCUGUCAGGGAGCACUGGGUGAUUGUUGGCUGCUGGCUGCUAUUGCAUCUCUCACUCUUAAUGAUAAUCUGCUGCACCGUGUGGUUCCACAUGGACAGAGUUUCAGCGAGGGCUAUGCUGGUAUCUUUCACUUCCAGUUCUGGCAGUUUGGUGAGUGGGUUGAUGUGGUGAUUGACGACAGGCUGCCGUUUAAAGACGGGAAGCUGCUGUUCGUGCACUCGGCGGAGGGCGGCGAGUUCUGGAGCGCUCUGGUGGAAAAGGCCUACGCCAAGCUGAACGGCUGCUAUGAGGCCUUGUCAGGCGGCAGUACGUCAGAAGGCUUUGAGGACUUCACGGGUGGUGUGACGGAGAUGUACGAGCUGAGCAAACCUCCCGCUGAUCUUUACACCAUCAUAAAGAGGGCCGUGGAGAGAGGAUCUCUGCUGGGCUGCUCCAUAGAUAUCAGCAAUACUCGUGACAUGGAGGCCGUCACCUUCAAGAAACUGGUUAAAGGCCACGCCUACUCUGUGACAGGAGUGGAAGAGGUGAAUUUCAGAGGAACCCCCACCAAGCUGGUUCGCAUCAGAAACCCCUGGGGAGAGGUGGAGUGGACUGGAGCUUGGAGCGAUAAUGCUAGAGAGUGGGACAGUGUGGACCCGUCCACCAGGAGCAAACUGAAUAACCGCAGCGAGGACGGAGAGUUCUGGAUGUCGUUCCAGGACUUCCUGCGAGAGUACAGUAGGUUGGAGAUCUGUAACCUGACAGCGGAUGCUCUGGAAGCCAGUCAGAUAAAGAAGUGGAGCACAUCACUCUACCAGGGCGAGUGGAGGAGAGGUAGCACGGCUGGAGGCUGCAGGAACUACCCAGCUACAUUUUGGAUCAACCCUCAGUUCAAGAUCAACCUGAAGAUCCCGGAUUCGGCAGGAAAGAACGACUGCACCUUCCUGGUGGCUCUGAUGCAGAAAGACCGCAGGAAACAGCGCAAAGAGGGCAAAGAUAUGGAGACCAUCGGCUUCGCAGUGUACGAGGUUCCCAGUGAGUUUGUAGGUCAGCCAGCAGUUCACCUGAAGCGAGAUUAUUUCAUCACACACGGCUCCAGCGCUCGCUCUGAGACCUUCAUCAACCUGCGUGAGGUCAGCUCACGCCUCCGCCUACCUGUUGGAGAGUACAUCAUUGUCCCGUCCACGUUUGAGCCACAGAAAGAAGCCAACUUUGUGCUGCGUGUCUUCUCUGAAAAACCCGCUGACUCUGUGGAAUUGGAUGACGAAGUCAAAGCUGAUCUUCCCAAAGUGAAUUAUUUGGCUGAGAGCCAAAUUGAUGCUGGAUUCAAGGGUCUGUUCAGACAGCUGGCAGGAGCGGACAUGGAGAUCAGUGUUACAGAGCUCCAGACCAUUCUGAACAGAAUCAUCAGCAAGCAUAAGGAUCUGAAGACAGACGGCUUUACCCAGGAGGCGUGCCGCAGUAUGAUCAACCUCAUGGACGUAGAUGGCAGUGGUAAGCUGGGUCUCACAGAGUUCCACGUGCUGUGGGAGAAAAUCAAACAGUAUCUGGAAGUGUUCAGGAAGUUUGAUGUGGACAAGUCUGGCACAAUGAGCUCAUAUGAACUGCGUAUGGCCCUCGAAUCAGCAGGCAUCAAGCUGAACAACCAUAUAUUCCAGCUGAUUAUUCUGCGCUACGCAGAGCAGGACCUGACCGUUGACUUUGACAACUUCGUCUGCUGUCUAGUGCGUCUGGAGACCAUGUUCAAGACAUUUUACACUUUAGACACCGACACUGAUGGAAUCAUCUCCCUAGACUUCAACCAGUGGCUAUCACUGACUAUGUUUGUGUAAACAGACGGACAUCUGGAUGCCUGGAUGCUUGCACUGUGACCCACAUCUCCCUCCGUCUGGUCCAGAAGUGCCUUCUUCAUAUUGUUUAUUAUUAUUGCUCAAGGUGAUGGUAUUCAAUCAGUAUUUUACUCCUGUCUCUCUCUUUUUAAAGGUGUACUGGUUUAAGGAGUGUUUAAAGGGUUUACGCUGUACUGAGUCAUAUAAAAAGCCACUUCCUGUUCUUUGUGACCUUUACCCAUAUGCCAAAAACAGUAAGCCACAGUCUGAGAAGAACACAGUAUAUGUAAAGUCAUCAAUCUCGGCCUGUAAAAAUGCCUGACAGUGUAGUGUUUACAUCCUCUCUGACCAGCCAUGUGUCGGCAAUCAUACUUUUCGUAACAGAUAGGACUCUGAACCUUUCUAUGUUGUCAAAUAUGGCUGUUUUUACUUCCUCUGCCAAAUGGAUCACUUCUUCUCAAUCCUAAUCUAUCAAUCAAUUCCAGUUCAGACUGCAUCACGAUGUAUAUGAGGAAUCUUCAAGGAUUUUACUGAUGCUUGACUUUAAGGUCUCUGUAAUUGACAUUAUUUAACAUGAACAAACCAGGAACCUCAGCAUUAUUACACCAUAAAUAACUUCUGUUAACUAAUAAUCACACUAUCACUGAGUAAAAUGAAUUCCACAGUGACCAACAUAAACAGCACCUUAAUGAACAAGUUUUCAGAACUGUGGCUGAAAAGCAAGGUCCGAUAUUUACACCUGGAGACCAGCUUUCAGGACAUUUUCAACAUUACAUUUAGCUAAUUUAUCCGGAUUUGUUUUUAAUUGGGGUCUGAAUAAACAUUACUCAAUGCAAGUGUACUCAGUUAAGUUAUUUUUUUUAACAUUACUUAUGGUUUAUUAUUACUGAUGUUAAUGGUUGGUUCAUGUUAACUAAUGCAGUAAGUAAAGUAACUUAAGGGAGCGUUAAUAUCAAGUGAUUGUUUUUUAUUGUCUGUGUGUGUAUGUGCAUGCUGUUGAAAACAGUCUGAAUAUAUAACAUUUGAUUUAUAUAAAUAAAAUAAUAGAUGUCUGUAGUUUUAGGCUAUGUAACGCAAAACCUGCAUGAACCGUGAUUCUUGGGAAUCUGGACUAUCUGGGAACUUGGGUGCCAUUAAGUUUUUGUUUGUUUGUUUGUUUGUUUGUUGUUUUGUUUUUGGCCAGGAAUGUGUAAAGAAAAAAAAAA
This is a messenger RNA of Ictalurus punctatus (channel catfish), 3611 nucleotides long. It is a transcript of the gene capn1, whose product is annotated as calpain 1. Lineage: Eukaryota; Metazoa; Chordata; Actinopteri; Siluriformes; Ictaluridae. Gene Ontology annotation, biological process: proteolysis. Gene Ontology annotation, molecular function: calcium-dependent cysteine-type endopeptidase activity; calcium ion binding. Gene Ontology annotation, cellular component: cytoplasm. The record is from RefSeq and is marked provisional.